Molecule: messenger RNA, 813 nt
Organism: Schistocerca nitens (vagrant locust)
Lineage: Eukaryota; Metazoa; Arthropoda; Insecta; Orthoptera; Acrididae
Product: myogenesis-regulating glycosidase-like
Exons: 4
Coding region: 1-813 (270 amino acids)
Biological process (GO): carbohydrate metabolic process
Molecular function (GO): hydrolase activity, hydrolyzing O-glycosyl compounds
Source: RefSeq, a predicted model, not a curated record
AUGGGGAUCCUAUUUUUAUUUCCAGCGCUCCGCAACGAGACGGGCGUGGACUCCUUCAUGUUCGACUUCGACGAGACCAGCUACCUGCCGCAGCCGCCACAGCUCACACCGCUGGAGAGGACGCCCGUGGUCUACACCGACGCGUACGCCAAGGCAGUGGCCCAGUUCGGCCCCAUGGCGAGGCUGCGCUCCGGCGUCGAGUGCCAGCGCCUGCCCAACUUCUUCCACAUGGACGCGGUGGACACGGCGUGGAGCACUCAGAACGGCCUGAAGACGCUGCUGCCCAAGCUGCUGGAGAUGAGCCUGCAGGGAUACCCCUUCGUGAUGCCGGAGAGGGUGGGCGGCAGCACCAAGACGGGCGUCAUCGCCACUCGCGAGCUGUACAUCCGCUGGUUGGAGGCCAGCGCCUUCAUGCCCGCCGUCCACUUCCGCACCGUGCUGUGGGACUACGACAAUGAGACGGUGGAGCUCGCACGCAACCUGACGACUUUGCGCGCUCAGUACGGUCCGAAGAUCGUCGAGCUGAUGAAGCAGGCAGUGGAGGACGGCACUCCGGUCAACCGGCCCAUCUGGUGGCUCGACCCGACGGACUCCACCGCUCUCAAGAUCAGCGACGAGUACCUGCUGGGCGACGACCUGCUGGUGGCGCCGGUGACGUAUCGCACGGCCACGAGGCGCGACAUCUACCUGCCCAAGGGCUACUGGCGGGACGAGGUGGACCCCGAGCACCCCACCAUACGGGGCCCCACCUGGCUCUACGCCUACCCAGCGCCGCUCAACACUCUGCCCUACUUCACCAGGGUCAGCUCCUAG